GCGUCUUUCCGCAACCCGAUAACCUGGAUGCAAGAACAGCUCAUGCCCAAGGUCCGCGAGAAAGCUACGAAGGAGGAGAUUGAAGCCUCGCGCAAGGAGAUGGCACAGCGGGGGGAGGGAGGUGUUCUUGAUGCGUUACCUGCCCCUGAGGUUAUUGAAGCACCGGGCAAGAGGGCGGAGGCUGGUUCAUCACGGAAAGUGCAUACCGAGCACAAAUACUCGACCGCAAACUUCAAGAUAUCCCACCGCAAGCUGAACAAGCUCGGGCAGCAAAUUGCGGGGAAGCCGAUCGACUGGGCAAUUAUGCAGAUGGAGUUUAGCGAGAAGCGGGCGAGUAAGCGGAUAAAAAGCAUGUUGGUCACGGCAAAGCACCAUGCUUCGCUUUACAAGAGUCUCGACGACAAGAAGCUUGUAGUAGCGGAGGCCUGGGUCACAAAGGGCCCUCGGAGUCAGAAGCGGAUAGACAUCAAAGGGCGUGGCCGUUUUGGUAUUAAGGUGCACCCAGACUCGAGAAUGCACGUCGUAUUGAAGGAGGGCGAGACUUGGGCUGAAAAGGCUGAGAAGGAGCGGCAGAGGAAGCUGAAGAGGAUUGUUUCUGCCGGUCUGGUCAGGGAAGACGUGCCAUUGCGGAAUCCACGUCCCAUGUGGGCUUGGUAG
Molecule: messenger RNA, 657 nt
Organism: Gloeophyllum trabeum ATCC 11539
Lineage: Eukaryota; Fungi; Basidiomycota; Agaricomycetes; Gloeophyllales; Gloeophyllaceae
Product: mitochondrial 50S ribosomal protein L22
Exons: 3
Biological process (GO): ribosome assembly; translation
Cellular component (GO): mitochondrial large ribosomal subunit; ribosome
Molecular function (GO): structural constituent of ribosome
Source: RefSeq, a predicted model, not a curated record